Molecule: messenger RNA, 279 nt
Organism: Strongylus vulgaris
Lineage: Eukaryota; Metazoa; Nematoda; Chromadorea; Rhabditida; Strongylidae
Source: the annotation of a GenBank genome assembly
AUGGCUAGUGCGCUUAGCUGCGGGCUGCUCGCCAUAGUGCUUGCGCUCCGUACCCUUACGACUCUUGCCAACGUUCCUGCGCUGCAUUUGUACAAUGGCCAUAUACCCAUUGAGCAGCCGGCAGCAAAUGUACCGAUACAACAACUUGUUGUUGGACAACCGUAUACCUUCGAAAUCUAUAUGGAAAAUGUGGAGAGACAAGAUUACAUGGUAGAGACGUGUUCUCUCAAUGGGAGAACCUUCAUUGAUAGUAACGGGUACGUUAGGACAUUGAAUUAA